GCGGGCAGAGACUUUCCAAGACAGCCGGCUUCCCAACUCCCUCCAUGAACACACUGAGACCCGGAGGGCACCUUCGCCCCCUCGUCAUUCGCGUGCAGAAAGAGUUAACAAGUAAAACAGCAAAGCCAUCGGAAGUGAGAGACGCACCCGCUCCAAAAACAAAUUAACCAGAAGGCCUGGUGAAGUGAUGGGCACCGCACACCGACUGAGCGUGCGCAGGGGAAGCCACUGAUCGGAGGGACACGGAAAGAGCUAAGCGGAGGAAAGAGCCCGUGGGCUGGGUAUUCAGCAGGUCUGAAGAUGACCACAGCAACACGGCAAGAAGUCCUUGGCCUCUAUCGCAAAAUUUUCAGACUUGCAAGAAAAUGGCAGGCAGCAUCAGGGCAGAAGGAAGACACCAUGAAAGAAAAACAGUACAUACUCAGUGAAGCCAGAGCGCUGUUCCAGAAAAACAAAAACCUCACAGACAUAAACCUGAUUAAACAGUGUAUAGAUGAAUGCACUGCCAGGAUUGAAAUUGGACUGCAUUACCAGAUUCCUUACCCAAGACCAAUUCAUCUGCCUCCAAUGAGCCUUACACCACUACAAGGCCGAGGACUUCGAACCCAAGAGAAACUGAGGAAACUUUCCAAACCAGUAUAUCUCAAGUCUCAUGAUGAAGUUUCUUAACCCAGAAGAUAUUUGUUUCUGCAAAUGAUGAACCAAUUUGCUCUUGACUGUAAAUCAUACAAUAAGACCCUUCUCCUUGACUAAGGGCAACAAUUGAAAUAUCUUCUUGGUGUUUCCAAAUUGGUCUUUACCACUGAUGUGUACCUGUACAGCCCUCCUCUGAGUAUGGCUGCUGAGUGAAUGAAAUUAACUCUAGGGUGAUGAGCCUUACAUCCUCACUGAAGCUUACCUGGGAAUGCCAUUCUUCACAUAUCGCUGGUGGAAAGAAAUUAGCCAGUUGCUGGAAGUUCUCAUGGCUACUCUAAAAUUAUUUAUCACCCUCAGAAUCUUUUUGAGGGAUUUUUCUUCAAGUUACACUUGCUAUUUUUGCUGUCCUUUUACCCUUCUAAUUUCCAGAUGAACUGCCCUCAGAAAGUCCAUCUUUGGAUUAAUUGUGGUUUUCUAUGGAACCUUUAUGACAUUCAUCCCCCACGUCCCCUGCCCACACAUACACAAAAGUUCAUGCCUUAGUUAAGUGCAAAUUUUACCUUAUCUUAAAUUCUAUGAUUAAGAAAGAUGUACUUGGUAUCUGAAAAGUUUCCUUGAAACUCAUUUACAUUCAUUGUACUUUAGCAUAAUAGAAAAGUACAUGGUCUAAGCUGACUCUCAAAUUAAAUAAAAAAAAGGGGACAAAUAGAGAUGAAAACACAAAGGAUUUGCACUCUUCCCUGGGAAGUCAUCUGAGAGUUCAUGGCAUCCAUGUCAGCCUCUCAUACCUCCAAAGAGAGUGGGUAUGACUAAUAAAAAAAAAUCACUUCUGAU
Molecule: messenger RNA, 1470 nt
Organism: Dipodomys spectabilis (banner-tailed kangaroo rat)
Lineage: Eukaryota; Metazoa; Chordata; Mammalia; Rodentia; Heteromyidae
Gene: Lyrm1
Product: LYR motif containing 1
Exons: 4
Coding region: 301-669 (122 amino acids)
Cellular component (GO): mitochondrion
Source: RefSeq, a predicted model, not a curated record